AUGGAAUCACUUCCACGUACUCCCACAAAAGGCAGAUCUACGCAGCAUCUCUCGACACCAUCGCCGAAGAAUGAUAUUUUAGCUAUGAAUGGCCACAAAAGAAGAAAUACAACAACUCCACCGCCUAAGCACACUCUUCUGAAGCCGCAACGUACGGAUAUUCAUAGACACUCAUUAGCUAGUCAGAGUCGCAUAUCCAUGUCACCUAAUCGCGAGCUUUUAAAGAAUUAUAAAGGUACAGCAAAUUUGAUUUAUGGAAACCAGAAAAGCAACUCCGGUGUAACUUCCUUUUAUAAAGAAAAUGUUAAUGAACUCAAUAGAACACAAGCAAUCUUAUUUGAGAAAAAGGCAACACUAGAUUUACUCAAAGAUGAACUAACAGAAACGAAAGAGAAAAUCAAUGCCGUUAAUCUCAAAUUUGAAACCCUUCGUGAAGAAAAGAUAAAAAUUGAACAGCAACUGAAUUUGAAAAACAAUGAACUUAUCUCGAUUAAAGAAGAAUUUUUGUCAAAGAAGCAGUUCAUGAAUGAAGGACAUGAAAUACAUUUAAAGCAGCUAGCGGCAUCUAAUAAAAAAGAGCUGAAACAAAUGGAAAAUGAAUACAAAACAAAAAUUGAGAAAUUGAAAUUUAUGAAGAUUAAACAGUUUGAAAAUGAAAGAGCGUCGCUUUUAGAUAAAAUAGAAGAGGUAAGAAAUAAAAUCACCAUGAACCCUUCCACUUUACAGGAAAUGUUGAACGAUGUUGAACAAAAGCAUAUGCUUGAAAAAGAAGAAUGGCUUACAGAGUACCAAUCGCAGUGGAAAAAGGAUAUAGAGCUGAAUAAUAAACAUAUGCAAGAAAUCGAAAGCAUAAAAAAGGAAAUCGAAAAUACAUUAAAACCUGAGUUGGCAGAAAAAAAGAAGCUCUUAACAGAAAAGCGUAACGCGUAUGAAGCUAUCAAAGUAAAAGUUAAAGAAAAGGAAGAGGAAACUACAAGGCUGAGAGAUGAGGUGGCAUUAAAACAGAAAACUAAUUUAGAAACUUUGGAAAAGAUCAAAGAACUUGAGGAAUAUAUAAAAGACACUGAACUGGGUAUGAAGGAGUUGAAUGAAAUUCUGAUUAAAGAGGAAACGGUUAGACGCACAUUGCAUAAUGAGUUACAAGAGUUAAGAGGAAAUAUACGAGUUUAUUGUAGGAUUCGUCCAGCUCUAAAAAAUUUGGAAAAUUCUGAUACUAGCCUUAUUAAUGUUAAUGAAUUUGAUGACAAUAGUGGUGUUCAAUCUAUGGAAGUGACGAAAAUACAAAACACAGCGCAAGUGCAUGAAUUCAAAUUUGAUAAAAUAUUUGAUCAACAGGAUACAAAUGUGGAUGUUUUUAAAGAAGUUGGUCAGUUAGUGCAAAGUUCAUUAGAUGGAUAUAAUGUUUGUAUCUUCGCAUACGGACAAACAGGAUCUGGGAAAACUUUCACGAUGUUAAAUCCAGGUGAUGGUAUCAUUCCGUCCACAAUAUCUCAUAUAUUUAACUGGAUCAAUAAAUUAAAGACAAAAGGAUGGGAUUAUAAAGUUAACUGCGAAUUCAUUGAGAUCUACAACGAGAACAUCGUAGACUUAUUGAGAAGUGAUAAUAAUAAUAAAGAAGACACAAGCAUUGGCUUAAAGCACGAAAUACGUCAUGAUCAGGAAACUAAGACUACCACGAUAACGAAUGUUACGAGUUGCAAGCUUGAGUCGGAAGAAAUGGUGGAAAUAAUCCUGAAAAAAGCAAAUAAAUUAAGAUCCACCGCUAGCACAGCAUCAAAUGAGCAUUCCUCCCGUUCACACAGUAUUUUCAUAAUUCAUUUGUCUGGAUCAAAUGCAAAAACUGGAGCACACUCGUAUGGCACACUAAAUCUUGUUGAUUUGGCCGGUUCCGAAAGAAUAAAUGUCUCUCAAGUUGUAGGGGAUAGAUUAAGAGAAACACAAAAUAUAAAUAAAUCUUUAAGUUGCUUAGGUGACGUUAUUCAUGCUUUAGGUCAGCCUGAUAGUACCAAAAGACAUAUACCGUUCAGGAACUCAAAACUGACAUACCUACUGCAAUAUUCACUCACUGGGGAUUCGAAAACAUUAAUGUUUGUAAACAUUUCACCAAGCUCCUCUCAUAUUAAUGAGACUCUCAAUUCGUUAAGAUUUGCGUCUAAAGUGAAUUCUACCAGAUUGGUUAGUAGAAAAUGA
This is a messenger RNA of Saccharomyces cerevisiae S288C, 2190 nucleotides long. It is a transcript of the gene KAR3, whose product is annotated as Kar3p. NCBI's taxonomy places the organism in Eukaryota, Fungi, Ascomycota, Saccharomycetes, Saccharomycetales, Saccharomycetaceae. Gene Ontology annotation, biological process: microtubule-based movement. The transcript has a single exon. Gene Ontology annotation, cellular component: spindle pole body; spindle; chromosome. Bases 1 to 2190 code for a protein of 729 amino acids. Gene Ontology annotation, molecular function: minus-end-directed microtubule motor activity; microtubule binding; microtubule motor activity. The record is from RefSeq and is marked reviewed.